Molecule: messenger RNA, 1440 nt
Organism: Brassica napus (rape)
Lineage: Eukaryota; Viridiplantae; Streptophyta; Magnoliopsida; Brassicales; Brassicaceae
Product: protein SNOWY COTYLEDON 3-like
Exons: 4
Coding region: 830-1273 (147 amino acids)
Biological process (GO): centrosome cycle; spindle assembly
Cellular component (GO): nuclear microtubule; cytoplasm; centrosome
Molecular function (GO): microtubule binding
Source: RefSeq, a predicted model, not a curated record
UAUUCGAUUCGGUUUCGGGUAGGAACCAUUCGGUUCCGGGUAUAUCGGAUAAAUUAUUCUUAUACCCAAUGGGUACUUAGGAAAUUUCGGUUUGGUUUCGGUUCGGUUUCGGUCGGUUUCGGUUCAGUUUCGGGUACCCAUUUAAUAAAUGAAUCAAAUAUAUAUAUACAAAAUAUAUGAGUUCAUAUGUUAAUCUAAGUGGUCUAGUGGUUACACACUUGCAUAUUUGUCAAUCCAACUAGAGUUCGAAUCAAUAAAGUGCUAGUUUUAUAAGUAUUUAUUGAAUUUUAAUAUAAAAAUACCAUAUAUAUAUAAUAUAUCUUCUUUAUAUAUAAAGUACUGUUUGCUCUCUCCUAGGUGCGCCACGUCAGCAUCCAUCUAGGAAAGUCGAGCUCUGGCGUUGCGACACCUGUCCACUUAAACUAUACGCUGCGUUUGAUUCAUUUUUGCUCCUUUCGUUUUCGUUUGAUUCUAUGGGCUUCCCGUAUUAAAUAUUUGGGCUUAGACGUGGACUAUUAAAAAAACCAUAGCUUUCGUCGCAUCUACUUUCUUCCAAACGACGACCAUCGACUUCUUAGGGUUCAUGUGUUCUUCGAGAUAAUCGACAAUGGAGUUUCGGGAGAGUUAUCUGAGACGAAUCUUCAUGAGAAUCUCUGGAUCGAGAUGUGUUCGUGUCCUUUCGUCUGAGUUUCUUCUCCCCAUAACCGUUACGGCCAGAUGCAUUGAUUGAUUGGCAUUAACGACCUUAAAUCCUUCGACCUACUCCAAGAAAGAUUCCUCAUUCAAUGCAUCUCUCCUCUCUUCUCAACCUAAACAGGCUAUAUAAUGUAUGUGGAAUGCAUGGGUAUCAAUCUCGGAGAUAGACCAUUUUAUCACUCUGAAACGAACCAGGUUGCUCUUGCAGAGGCAGAAACUGAAAGUAGCUUCCAUCUUGAAGGAGCAGAUGGGUUACCUAGAAGAAUGGUCUCUUAUGGAUAGAGAUCAUUCAGUUUCUUUGUUAGGAGCAAUUGAAGCCUUGAAAGCCAGCACGCUUCAUUUUCCAGUUAUUGAAAAAGCUGUGGUUGAUAUUCUAGAUCUCAAGCAUAUUGUUAGUUUGGCUGUUGUGCACGGUAUGGCGUCUUCCAUAUUCUCGCUGAUAUCAAAGGUAGAUGAAAUGAAUUCAGUAAUGGCGGAAAUGAUGCAUAUCACUGCACAAGAAACAGUCUUGCUCAAACAAUGUGAAAGAUUCUUAUCAGUAGCAGCAGCUAUGUAUGUUAAAAUAGUUGCAGAUUGACCGACUGGAAGAAGAAUAGGUUAAGGACUGUAGCAUGAAGACACACAUAAUACAACUAUGCCGGAAACUGACUUCACAACUGUAGAAACUGAUGGGUUUUCCAUGACUUGAUUUCCAAAGUUUUGUUUCAAGUUUUCAAUUUCAAUAAUUAAUACCAUUUAGAACAA